AUGGCUCGAACGCUGAGGUGGACGAGCAAACCGUCCAGCAGUGGAGUCAAUGGUUCCGAGAUGUGCUCGUUGAGCAUUACACGAACAACGUUGUGCAAAUUGGCGGACCGAACACCAUCGUGCAGAUCGGCGAAACCAACGUCGUGCGCCGCAAGUAUAACGUUGUCGUCCGCAAGGAUUGACUCGUCGGUGGCAUCCAGGAAGGGACGAAGCUGGUCUUCAUCAAAAUCUUCGAUAAGCGCGACGCAGCCACCUUGGAAAGGAUCAUCCAACAGCACGUCGCUCCAGGGGGAACCGUUCGGAGCGAUAUGUGGAGUGGUUACAAUAACCUCUCCAAUCUCGGUUACAUCCACGAGACGGUCAACCAUAGUGUCAAUUUUGUGGUUCCAGCCAUUGGAGUCCACACUCAGCGUAUUGAGGGGUUGUGGUCUAUCCUUCCAGCCACCGGAAUCCACACUCAGCGUAUUGAGGGGUUGUGGUCUAUCCUGA
This is a messenger RNA of Haemonchus placei, 489 nucleotides long. NCBI's taxonomy places the organism in Eukaryota, Metazoa, Nematoda, Chromadorea, Rhabditida, Trichostrongylidae. The record is from the annotation of a GenBank genome assembly.